Molecule: messenger RNA, 6206 nt
Organism: Gracilinanus agilis (Agile Gracile Mouse Opossum)
Lineage: Eukaryota; Metazoa; Chordata; Mammalia; Didelphimorphia; Didelphidae
Gene: UPF1
Product: UPF1 RNA helicase and ATPase
Exons: 25
Coding region: 1-3465 (1154 amino acids)
Biological process (GO): nuclear-transcribed mRNA catabolic process, nonsense-mediated decay
Cellular component (GO): cytoplasm
Molecular function (GO): RNA helicase activity; hydrolase activity; DNA binding
Source: RefSeq, a predicted model, not a curated record
AUGGGCAGGGAGCCACGUGGGCCCUCCAGCAUAGACAGGCCAGCUUGCUCCUCGUUUCUGGGGGAACAUUUCUAUCCCCGUGGUCCGGCCAUCUGCCCCCACCACCGUCGCUCUUGGCUCUGGCCACCGCUACCCCUGCCCAUUGGAGCCGAGAAGGAGGGAAAUGGGAAACACGAUCCCUUUCCAGGGAAUGCCCCUUGUUCCAGCCCAGGAGUCCCCAGCCAGACCCAGACGCCCCCCGGGGGCCCCGGGGGCGGCGGAGGCGGUGGGGGCAGCGGCGCGGGCGGGCCCGGAGCCGCGGGCGUCGGGGGAGCCGCGGGCCAGCUCGACGCGCAGGUUAAUGGACCUGAUGGUAUCCUACAGAAUGGUGCUGUGGAUGACAGUGUAGCUAAAACCAGCCAACUGUUGGCCGAAUUGAAUUUUGAAGAAGAUGAAGAAGAUACUUACUAUACAAAGGAUCUCCCUGUGCAUGCUUGCAGUUACUGUGGCAUCCAUGACCCGGCUUGUGUGGUUUACUGCAAUACUAGCAAGAAAUGGUUUUGUAAUGGACGUGGAAACACUUCUGGCAGCCACAUUGUAAAUCAUCUUGUAAGAGCAAAAUGCAAAGAAGUUACUCUCCACAAGGAUGGGCCCCUGGGGGAGACAGUGCUGGAGUGUUAUAACUGUGGGUGUCGAAAUGUGUUUCUCCUUGGCUUCAUACCUGCCAAAGCUGAUUCGGUAGUGGUACUCCUCUGCAGGCAACCUUGUGCCAGUCAGAGCAGCUUAAAGGAUAUCAAUUGGGACAGCUCACAGUGGCAGCCUCUGAUCCAAGAUCGCUGUUUUCUUUCCUGGUUGGUAAAGAUUCCAUCUGAGCAGGAACAGCUGAGAGCACGCCAGAUUACAGCCCAACAAAUUAACAAACUAGAGGAGCUUUGGAAGGAAAAUCCUUCAGCAACACUCGAAGAUCUAGAAAAGCCAGGUGUUGAUGAGGAACCACAGCAUGUCCUGCUGCGGUAUGAGGAUGCUUACCAGUAUCAAAAUAUAUUCGGUCCACUCGUCAAACUGGAAGCAGAUUAUGAUAAGAAACUUAAAGAAUCCCAGACCCAAGAUAACAUCACAGUCAGAUGGGACCUGGGCCUCAACAAGAAGAGAAUCGCUUACUUCACCUUGCCCAAGACUGACUCUGAUAUGCGUCUUAUGCAGGGAGAUGAAAUCUGCCUUCGCUAUAAAGGUGACCUCGCACCUCUGUGGAAGGGAAUCGGCCAUGUCAUUAAAGUCCCAGAUAAUUAUGGUGAUGAAAUUGCAAUUGAAUUGAGGAGUAGUGUUGGGGCUCCUGUAGAAGUUACUCAUAACUUCCAAGUGGAUUUUGUAUGGAAAUCCACUUCAUUUGACAGAAUGCAGAGUGCAUUAAAAACAUUUGCUGUAGAUGAAACCUCAGUAUCUGGCUACAUUUACCACAAACUGUUGGGUCAUGAAGUAGAGGAUGUGAUUAUUAAAUGCCAACUGCCAAAACGUUUUACAGCACAAGGACUCCCUGACCUCAAUCAUUCUCAGGUAUAUGCAGUAAAGACUGUUUUGCAGCGACCUUUGAGCCUCAUCCAGGGACCACCUGGUACAGGGAAGACUGUAACAUCAGCUACAAUUGUCUACCAUUUGGCUAGGCAAGGAAAUGGGCCUGUGCUAGUUUGUGCUCCAAGCAAUAUAGCUGUGGAUCAGUUAACUGAGAAGAUUCACCAGACUGGUUUGAAAGUUGUUCGUCUUUGCGCUAAAAGCCGAGAAGCAAUCGAUUCUCCUGUAUCUUUUUUGGCUCUACACAACCAGAUCAGGAAUAUGGAUAGCAUGCCUGAACUCCAGAAAUUACAACAAUUGAAAGAUGAAACGGGCGAACUUUCAUCUGCUGAUGAAAAGCGUUAUCGAGCAUUGAAACGUACAGCUGAACGAGAAUUGCUUAUGAAUGCAGAUGUGAUUUGCUGCACAUGUGUGGGAGCAGGUGAUCCAAGGCUUGCCAAGAUGCAGUUCCGAUCCAUUUUAAUUGAUGAAAGCACACAGGCUACCGAACCAGAGUGUAUGGUACCAGUUGUUCUUGGAGCCAAACAGUUGAUCCUCGUAGGAGAUCAUUGCCAGCUGGGUCCUGUGGUCAUGUGCAAGAAAGCUGCAAAAGCAGGCUUGUCUCAGUCGCUGUUUGAGCGGCUAGUGGUGUUAGGAAUCCGUCCAAUUCGCCUGCAGGUGCAGUAUCGAAUGCAUCCUGCCCUUAGUGCUUUCCCAUCAAACAUCUUCUAUGAGGGGUCCCUUCAGAAUGGCGUUACUGCAGCUGAUCGUGUGAAAAAGGGAUUUGAUUUCCAGUGGCCCCAGCCAGAUAAACCAAUGUUCUUCUAUGUGACCCAGGGCCAAGAAGAAAUUGCCAGUUCAGGCACCUCUUAUUUGAACAGAACGGAAGCAGCAAAUGUGGAAAAGAUAACUACAAAGCUAUUAAAAGCUGGUGCCAAGCCAGAUCAAAUUGGUAUUAUUACACCUUAUGAGGGUCAGCGAUCUUAUCUGGUACAAUACAUGCAAUUUAGUGGCUCCCUACAUACAAAACUCUACCAGGAAGUGGAAAUAGCUAGUGUUGAUGCAUUCCAGGGACGAGAGAAGGACUUCAUCAUUCUCUCCUGUGUGAGAGCCAAUGAGCACCAAGGAAUUGGAUUUUUAAAUGAUCCCAGGCGUCUUAAUGUGGCUCUUACUCGAGCCAGAUAUGGAGUAAUUAUUGUUGGCAACCCAAAAGCUCUCUCCAAGCAACCACUUUGGAAUCAUCUAUUGAACUACUACAAGGAACAGAAAGUACUGGUAGAAGGACCUCUGAACAACCUCCGAGAGAGCCUCAUGCAGUUCAGCAAGCCCCGGAAACUUGUCAAUACCAUCAACCCUGGAGCCCGGUUCAUGACUACAGCUAUGUAUGAUGCACGUGAAGCUAUCAUCCCAGGAUCUGUCUAUGAUCGGAGCAGUCAAGGACGUCCAUCGAACAUGUAUUUUCAAACUCACGAUCAGAUUGGGAUGAUUAGCACUGGACCCAGUCACGUCACUGCUAUGAACAUUCCUAUUCCUUUCAACCUUGUGAUGCCACCAAUGCCACCACCAGGCUAUUUCGGCCAAGCCAAUGGACCAGCUGCAGGCCGUGGGACACCAAAGGGGAAAACUGGUCGUGGGGGACGCCAGAAAAAUCGCUUUGGAAUUCCUGGAACUAGCCAGUCAAAUCUUCCAAAUAGUCAGGCCAGUCAAGAUGUGGUAUCCCAGCCCUUCUCCCAGGGUCCAUUGACUCAGGGCUAUAUUUCCAUGAGUCAGCCAUCACAGAUGAGCCAGCCAGGGCUCUCCCAACCAGAAUUAUCCCAGGACAGUUACCUUGGUGAUGAGUUUAAAUCGCAGAUUGAUGUGGCUCUGUCACAAGACUCUACAUACCAAGGAGAACGGGCAUACCAACACGGUGGAGUGACAGGGCUGUCACAGUAUUAGAGUGUCAAGAAAGAAGAGCUAAGCUUAUGUGGAGCUUAGUCCAUCAGCAUCUUAUUCUGGGUAAUAAAAAAAUAAAAUAAAAUGGAUACCUGUUUUCCACUGCUAAAACUGAAGCAUCACUGUGUGAGAGCAACAGGGGAGAGAGAAGAGAGAGAGAAACCAACCAAUGGGGAGAGAAGAGAGGAAGGAACAAGAGAGAAAGAGAGAGAGAGACCACUGCUAGCACACUGAGACGAGGAGAAUGGCCGAAGAGGAGAGAGAAGCAGAGCACUGGCUGCACCGCCAUGGGAAGGCGGGACUGUCUCAGCAUCCCCCGGCCCGCCAGACUGCUCCCCCGCAGCUCGCCCUGACCGAAUGAAUGGUCAGCUGAGUCCCUGCUCCCCCAGCCCAAUCAGCUAAGAGAGAAGGGCCUUCAGCAAGGCUCACUUCAUUCCAUACUCUGGUUUGUGAACAGGGCAGCGCCGUUCAGAGCAGGAGGGAUGGCAAACCCUCAUCUCAGAGUUUUGUGUUUUUUUUUUUUUUUUGUUUUUUUUUUUUAAGGGGACUAUGUUUUAGCAGGACAAACUGUUCACAUUUUAGAAGCAGAGACAAGAUUCCUUCUUACAGUUGGCAGAACCCACCACAUUUGGCAGCAGCAGAUGGCCAGAGCUCCACUCUGAGAUGCAGGGUUUGUUGUUCACACUGGCUCUGAAACCUCAGUGUCAUCAUGUUGCCUGUGUUCUGAAAGGGUUUUUCAUUUAAAAGAAAAAUUUUGGGUUUGUUUUUAAGAGAUUCUUCAAAGGAGCACUUUUUUUUUUUUUUUAAAGUUUGUCUCUGAAAUCUUAGCGGUGGACCUGGGAGAUAAAAGAAUCUUACCAGAAAAUUUUUAAGAAAUCUAAAUUAGAAUCACCAACCUCGACAAGAACUUUCAGAGAAUUUUAAAGUUUCCUCAUUCAGCCUCUUCUUCCUACAAGGGAUCACAGUCAGUGAGGGAAAUGGGGCCCACGCCCUGAUACCUCAUGGGGUCCAGCCUGAGGAGGCUUUCACAUUUUUCUCUAUGCUUUUCAUAGGCUAUUGUCUGGACUCUACUCUGUGAAAACCAGCCUUUUCUGUAAGAUGAACCGUGCGCUUAACCAAGGGGAUGGGGCUCCAGGCCAUGGUGGCGCUGGAGGAGAAGAUGCUAGGCUGCCUGCCCUGUUCACUCCUACUGAGGAAGGGGAAAAGUAGGGGCUCCUGGGGAUUAUAUUGGUUUUGAAGUAAAGACUCAAAGACAUUACUGAAGUGGGCUGAAAAGGGGAAGGAAGCAUUAUGGGCAAACCGGCAGUUGUUGGAAGGUGGCCUUUUAAAUAGCUGGUGGCUUCUUUGGUGACUUUCUACUUUUCCAAAGGUAGCUGGAGGAGUCCUUAAAAACACAAACCAACCACAAACAAGGCCCAAGAAAGAAACCCUGGAGACCGGCCCCUCCAGGCGUGGAACACCAAUUACAGCAUCCUCAUGAUUGGGAAAAGAUGCUGGAGGUGACAUAUCAGAGAGCACAUUUUAAAUGACCCAGCCAGUCUUUCUAAGUUCUACCCAGCUUAUAGGGCAACUCCAGCCAGGACUGCUGGGGCUCUUAUAUGACUUCACGCAGUCUUUUUAGAAACACUGAAUGCUGGGAACAUUCAACUUCUAGUCCUCCUGUUGUCAAACUCUCUAAAUUUGGAAGAAGUCUACCUCCUAAUUGGCAAGGGUCGGCAGAGUGUGACUUAACUAAAUGUAGAUAAUUUUUUUAAACCUUCCAGAAUUAAGUUAGCUUUAUGAUCAAGGGGCAUGAAGGGUUUCUGGCCUGAAAGAUGGGGGCAAAUUAUUUCGCUUAUCACUUAGAGAAAUUCUAAAUUGGCCCCUCCUGCCAGUAUACUAAAAUGCUAUAAACUGCAGUAGUUGUUUUGUUUUCUUUUGUUUUCUUUGUUUUGUUUUUUUAAUUUGAAAGCCAACCCCUCUGGUUUCUGUCCUUGAGGUUUUCUAGCCGACCACUUAAGCAAAUCUGCCUUCAUCUGUAGUUUUCCAAGACUUUUCCCCUCCCUUUUCCUUUCAGAGAUCAGUGAUCAAGUGUCAUUAGAUUUCCACCCCAAACUCCAUUCUGGACAACAGUGCUGGUGAUCUGAGACCUGGGGUACCAGGAAGUACCACCGUUUUGGUUUUGUCCCGAAGCUUACACAGAUGGCAAAACAAAAAAAACAAACACCGCCACAAAACCCCUCUCCCUCCCACCCUAACCUAAACCCUCACCCCCACCCUGAACAGCUCUUAAAAAAGCAAAUCGGCCAUUCUAUCCUAAAAAGAAAAAAAGCCUCCAGAGUUUAGACUUCUAAAAUGUACAGAUAACAGGUACAUACGGGCCACCUUCCUUCCUGUGAGAUGGACUCUUUUAUUUAUUAACAUUGCCGAAGGGCUUUAAAAUUUUUUUUUCUUCCUUCUGGGUAGGCUGCAUAGUGCAUAGAGUUUUGAAAUAGGUUUAAACUGUAACCCUUUCUGCAAUGCAAUCCAUUGGGUAAUGUCCCACCUUCCCCCCCCUCCUUAUUUCACUGGUUGGAAUGCUUUUGCCUCUGCUCUGUGGCUUAUUUUUUUUUCCUUUUAUUUUUUUUUCUUUGUAGCAAGUUACUCUGAGUUUUAUAAAUCCAUGAACAUCAGUGUCAGCACGAUGUUACUUUUGAUUUUUGGUCAGUUUGUUUUAAGCUGUUUGCCAUCAAUAAAAUAUUAAUAAAAACACUCUUGCAUUCAUA